Molecule: messenger RNA, 1341 nt
Organism: Pseudovirgaria hyperparasitica
Lineage: Eukaryota; Fungi; Ascomycota; Dothideomycetes; Acrospermales; Acrospermaceae
Exons: 1
Coding region: 151-1212 (353 amino acids)
Source: RefSeq, a predicted model, not a curated record
CUACACUUGACUUCUUCCCUUUAUUUUUUUUUUCUUCUUUUCGUUCUGCUCCCAGUCUGAAUUUCAUCGUCGUCGCCACUCGUCCCACUCUUCAUCGCAUCUGAUAUCAAGUCUCGCCACACACACUCCUCUCUCGCACACACAUUCGCAAUGCCGGUGUCGUUACUACCUGCCUCCGCUGCUGCCUUUGCUCCGCGUUCAGCUCCUACCGUCGUCCUGAACACAAAGGUGGAAGCCUGGUUGACACAGACGCUCAAGAGAGUGAACCGGGUGAAGCGGCCGCUGAAUUCGGCUCCACAGCACUUUCGAUGUCUCACCGAAACACUGUCUGGUCCUGCAGCCAUCUGGUCACUUUGCUCCAUCAUGCUUCCGAAGGCUCCUGAUUCCGAGUUACGCAAAGACUCAAAUCCACUGGUCGAGGCCAUGUUCAACUACCAGCUCAUACAUAUUGAGGCAUACGUCGUACACGUCGACAUGGUAUCACAACAUGAGGUUGCAUUCAAGCUGACCCAGGACACUAUCGACUCCCUGAUCGAGUACCACAAGGACAUCUACUCCGUCGACGUCUCUGCCUCAACCUGGUCCUGGGCCGAGAAGGAGUCCCAGCUGAAGAAAUUGCAAGAGGAAUUCGUGCAGUCCAUCAACCGCUACGUUUUCCGGACCGGAGUGCGCGCAUUGGAAGGCCUGGAAGAAGAUGGUGCCGGCGAACUGCUCGAAGGGAGGGCUGAGGACGUCAAGAAUGCCAUCAUGGGUCUCUUCCUUCCAUUGUUGCCGCCCCCGCCACGGAUCGUCGAUGUCGUUCGCCCGGCUGCUGUUCUCCCAAGCUCCCCUGCCGGGAACAACUGGUGGCAACCGACGGAGGUCAUGCAACACCAGCAACACCCCGUGCAGAUGGAUUCGUGGAAAGUCCUACCUUCGACGCCUAGUCCAACCAUCACUACUUGCAGCGACCCUCAGUCUACCUUUUGGUCCUCAAUGGUCAUGAACGAUGCUCAACUGCCGUCUCCAACUCCAUCAUUCAGCCAACCGUAUACAACGGAGAGUCAUUAUUGUAGCUCGCCUCCAGCAAUGGCUCCGAUCCCGUCUCUUCCACUCCCUAGCGUCCUGGCUCAGCAGUGCGGCACCAGUGCCAUCAACUCGAGCUAUCACGGUAGCUAUCACAGCUACGGAUGGUCGAACGACUUCACUCCACAAUACGCUACCGGCUACUGAUCACGUGGCAUAUUUUGCCCUCUAUGCCCCACUCACUCCACGGACGGCCUCUUAAUCCUUGCCUCAGAUGCGACGCCUGACACGAGACUCACCGAUACCGAUGCAUGACGCGAUGCCGCCCACGGCUUC